CAUCGCAGCGCCUAAUGAGUCACGUGAUUCACUCUAGUGUUGCCUACUCUGCUUAAAUAGUGAUCUGCCACCACCAAGCAAUAUCGGACAUUUGUGCGCACCUCUGGCUCACGUGCCCGUAAAUUGGCCACUGAGGAGGCAAUGCCACCUCAAUUAAUAAUCGUCCAUAAACAGUCAUUUAGCGGUUUGUUGCUCCUCUUAGUGUCAGUGUGUUGUGAUCAAUCUGCGACACCCACUAGCGUCUCGACGCCCUUCAACGCUCCUAAGGAUGCCCAAACGACCAUGUCAAGUUUAUCCACGGCAUCGCAAGAAACGAUUUAUUUAGAAACGACUGAUAAAUUGCACCUGCCCAUGUCUGUCUCUCUACCCGCAACUGUGGAUAUAGGAAUCACUUCAAACGUCACUACGACAGCCGAGUCGAAGGAAAGCACUUACGAACAUGCAGUCAAAGAAACGGGGAUAGCUGCCGUUAUGGUAACCACACCGACUUCCGCAAAGUCAAUUACCUCCAAAAGGUCGCAAGCGGCGACUACAGAAGAACAGACGGCGACUUACUUUACAACAGAAUUGACCACCGGAAGCCUCGUGAACAACAUGACCUCAGAGUUCACAGGGACGAAUUUCACUUCAUGGUCAAUGACGCCAGCGACGAAUCAGCCACCAAAGAGAUCACAAUUCAUCGAUGGUAUCCGGACCGCGAUCAAACAGCUCAUGUCUACAGCUGGCAGCGAAUUCACGCGGAAGCUACUGCAAGCUGAUAUAUCUACUGACUGCACCUUAGGCUUGCUGAAGUUUAUGCGAGCUAUCCAGGAGUUGGAGCCCUGGGCCCUCAGACUAAUCGACGCUACAGCCAAGUACCCAACCGGCUUCCUUCAGGGCACUGUGUCCGACCUGGGUGCCUACGAUGAGUGCAUUGAGACCGUGGUACGCGACGAGUAUGGCGUAAAGAAAGUGCGCGGCCAGUACUGCGACGUGCACCUGUUAAUAGAGGAUAAUUUACUAAUUGAAGACUUGCUACCGGCCAUUAUCUAUUCCCACAGCAGGGCGGCAAGCUUCAAGUCCAUCGUGAUGGACGCGAGUGUGCCGGGUCUUCGACUCGGGGUGUGCUUCAUCGAUGCUUGCAAUCAGCAAGACCUAGCCAACAUCGGCCGCACUUUGGUUGGAAAUGGCAUGGGAAUUACUGUCAAGGACUGCGUGACAAAUGAGGAAGAAGGGAUAAACAGCGUUCAAGCCUGGAUUAUUGGAUUCUUGGCUGUCCUCGCAGCAGUUAUUGCUGGAGCGACAACCUUUGAACUCUUUACUAAAAACUGGGAUGGCAAACGCCGGAGUGCCAUUUAUUACAAGUGUGUCACUGCCUUUUCGGUCGUGAGGAACACAAGACUGCUCUUGGUCGUCAGCAAAGACGACAACUCCGAGACACGAUGCUACAAAUUCAUACACGGUCUUCGUUUCUUGAGCAUCUUCUGGAUAUGUCUGGGCCAUUCAUACGCCGCACUCAACGAAAACAUAUCAAGGCUGGUUGGUGCUCUGGCUCUAUUCGAAAGCUGGGAGUCACCGAUUGUAUCGGCAGGCUUCGUAGCUGUAGAUACAUUUUUCUUUAUGAGUGGCUAUCUGCUGUACUAUGCCCUUAACAAGCAAAAUCAGAACCGCGCUCUCGUCGCAGUGAUCGCACUUGUUAGACGAUUCAUCAGGGGCACCAUUCCCAUGUUCUUCAUGAUCAUGUGCAUCUACCUUCUGCCGCUGAUAGCAUGGGGACCCAACUCGAAAGAAUUCUACGACAGGUUCUACACUGAAGUGCGAGACCACUGGUGGGACCUGCUCAUACAUAUUCGCAACUGGAGAGGGGCGGAUUUCGAAGUGGCCACCAUGGCACACUUGUGGUACCUCUCUGCAGACUACCAGCUCUUCGUCGUGGCACUAGCAGUGAUUCAGAUAUUUCGAGCGAAGAAAUGGCUCGUUGCUUUCAUCUUCGCUGGGUUGUCGCUGCUGUGUUGUGGCGUCGCUUCAUGGCAAAUAUACGGCACCAACAUGCUGCCAUUUAUUGUACCAUUGCACCCGUCAUACGGAGGUGUACUCGACACAACAAAGUACUACUACGAGCUUCCAUUCUACCACGCCGUCUGUUUCUUCUCCGGAUGCAUCACCUUCAUCUUCGUUGAGCAGUACGGCAAGACCAAGAUCUCCAAGUACUGGUUCUUCAUGUAG
This is a messenger RNA of Dermacentor silvarum, 2205 nucleotides long. RefSeq names its product nose resistant to fluoxetine protein 6-like. Bases 142 to 2205 code for a protein of 687 amino acids. The transcript has 13 exons. The record is from RefSeq and is a predicted model, not a curated record. Gene Ontology annotation, molecular function: acyltransferase activity, transferring groups other than amino-acyl groups. NCBI's taxonomy places the organism in Eukaryota, Metazoa, Arthropoda, Arachnida, Ixodida, Ixodidae.